CCGCGCAAUCCGCUCCUAAAGCGCCCUUCUUGGACGACGGAGGACUUCCCUGUUCGAUUAGGCGGUCCUGAGGCUCCUGCGCCGGAGGUAGAGGCCGAGGGGGUGCUCUGAGGCUCGUUGAUGCUGGCGAUGCGGUGGCCGUGGCCGCCGGCGGCGAGGAAGUUCAGCGUGCGGCUCGUGGUGCGCCGGGCGGAGGGCCUGCCCCCUGCCCCCGCGACGGACGCGGACGCCGAGGCCAGGAUGGCCGUCGAGCUCAAGUGGAAGGGCCCCAAGGCCAGGUGGAAGGGCCUCCGGGUCUGCCGCAACCGCACGCGCCUGGAGGCGCCGGCGCCGGCGGCGGAUGCGGAAUCCUCCGUGGCGUGGGACGAGGAGUUCGAGGACGUGGUCACCCUCACCGCGGCCUCGCACCGCAAGCCCGCCGCCGCGUUCCACCCCUGGGACCUCUCCUUCUCCGUCCUCAAUGAUUCAAAUAAAGGCCCAAAAGGUGAAUUAAUUUUGGGAACUGCAUCACUGAACCUAGCAGAUUACGCAUCUGCUGCUGAAGAGGAAAUUGAGAUUAUCCUCCCAUUGUCGGCGCCCAAUGGCACUCCCGAGUCUUCCCCAUCACUUCAUCUCACUCUGAGUUUGGUGGAACUAAGACUUCCUCAGCAAUCACCAGAUGCAGCACAGCGUUCUGUUGCUUGUGUCCCAUUGUCACCAUCUUCUGGUGACUCCGUUCCUUCUGGAAAAGAUGAGCAUUCUGUUAUUAAAGCUGGGCUGAGAAAGGUGAAAAUCAUCACAGAUCUUGUGUCGACUCGAAGGUCUAAGAAGCCUAAGAGAGAGGAUGACAGCAGUGAUAAGUAUGUUCAUAGUGACGGCGCCGAAUACCCUUGUGUUAUUGACUCUGAUGAUGAUCUAGAUGAUAGACAGAGGGAUGAUGACUUAGGGGGUUCAACUGUCAGGAAGUCCUUCAGCUACGGUUCGCUGCAGUCUGUGAAUGUAGCUGGUGGCCUCUUUUAUGCACAUGCAAGGAUUGAUGGAGAGCACGAGGACUGGAUAUAUUACAGUCACCGUAAAUCUGAUGCCGGCUAUCAUGUAGAGAAAGAGCCAUCAUCCACUUCGGAGGAGAAUUCCUCUGUAGUUAUUCGGCGAAAAAGGAGCAUACUUCCUUGGAGAAAGGUCAAACUGCCGAAGAAAGGGGAACCUUUAUUGAAGAACAAGAAUGGAGAAGAGGGUGGGGAUGAUAUUGACUAUGAUCGCCGGCUAUUAACCUCUUCUGGUGAAUCCGUUUCUGGGGGAUCAAGUGGUUCUGUUAGUACUAUGGAGUCAGUAUUUGGCGAUGACAAUUUUGUUGUGGGGAACUGGGAGUCAAAGGAGGUACUUAGUCGUGAUGGGCAUUUGAAGCUUUCCACCCAGGUGUUCUUCGCAUCAAUAGACCAGAGGAGUGAACGGGCUGCCGGGGAGAGUGCCUGCACCGCACUGGUGGCUGUCAUCGCGGACUGGUUCCAGGCAAACCAGGAGCUGAUGCCAAUCCGCUCACAGUUUGACAGCCUCAUCCGAGAAGGGUCUCUAGAGUGGAGGAAACUUUGUGAGAAUGAGACCUAUAGAGAGCGCUUCCCCGACAAGCACUUUGAUCUUGAGACGGUACUUCAUGCCAAGAUCCGCCCACUCACAGUUGCUCCUAACAAGUCAUUCGUUGGGUUUUUCCAGCCUGAAAGUGCAGAGGAUGGCAGUGGGUUUGACUUCCUUGACGGUGCCAUGUCAUUCGAUAACAUCUGGGAGGAGAUCAGCCAAGCAGCGGAGGCUUCUUCUACUGAGAAGCCUACUCUUUAUGUUGUCAGCUGGAACGACCAUUUUUUCGUCCUCAAGGUCGAGGCUGACGCGUACUACAUCAUCGACACACUUGGUGAGAGGCUGUACGAAGGUUGCAACCAGGCAUACAUCUUGAAGUUCGAUGACAGCACCACAAUUCACAAAGAGCCCGCUGAAAAGAAAGAAGGCAGCCCUGAUUCGAGCGCACACCACAAGGAUUCUGCAGAAAGCUCCUCCACCGAGCAGGACAGCGGAACUGACGACACCGAGGAGAGCGAGCUCGUGCUCAAGGGCAAGGAGGCGUGCAAGGAGUACAUCAAGAGCUUCCUGGCCGCCAUCCCGAUCCGCGAGCUGCAGGCCGACAUCAAGAAGGGGCUCAUGGCGUCCACGCCGCUGCACCACCGCCUCCAGAUCGAGUUCCACUACACCGAGGCGUGCCCCAGAGAGAUCACCCUCCCGGCCCCGGCCCCCGCGGUCGAAGCCCCCUUCGAGUUUUGCUGGCCCGACCCGCCGCCCGCCAUGGAGUUUCCCCUCGCACCUGCAGUCGCCGUUGUAUAGUGCCCGCCGCCAUGGCCGCCGAGAGCUAAUCGACCGGCGUUUAACAUACAGAGAGUGAGAGAGAGAGAGAGAGAGAGAGAGAGAGAGAGAGAGCCUGCUUUUUCAGGGCGAACCCUGAAGUGAACCGGGUCGAAGAUCUGGCUUCGUCUCGGGUUUGCGCCGUUUGCUGUCUAGUUAGUUGAGAUGAAACCGAACUGACUAGUAUAGGUAACCGAACCGAACCGAACAAAAUUCCCGUUUUGCUGUGUGUGUUUGCCUUCACUUUCUCUGCCAGGCUAUGAUGGGAGGAGCUUUCAUCUUGUACAAAGAAAGAAGAAUGCUGUCUGCUCCUACCUGUCGCCCUGAAUUGAAUUGUGAUGGGACCUGCCUGUAAUCAUCCUCCUUGGUAGAUCCUCAAUGUUAAUUAUGUUAAUGUUAAUUAUUAUGCCAUGUUCCUUUCUUCUGAGAGAUACUUUCGCUACUGCUUUGAGCUUCCAGUUCAGGGGAGCUUGUAGCUUCA
This is a messenger RNA of Triticum dicoccoides, 2848 nucleotides long. RefSeq lists its product as uncharacterized. The transcript has 4 exons. The coding region runs from base 121 to 2349 and encodes 742 amino acids. The record is from RefSeq and is a predicted model, not a curated record. Lineage: Eukaryota; Viridiplantae; Streptophyta; Magnoliopsida; Poales; Poaceae.